Paramecium tetraurelia is the source of this 1263-nucleotide messenger RNA. RefSeq lists its product as uncharacterized. The transcript has 2 exons. Lineage: Eukaryota; Ciliophora; Oligohymenophorea; Peniculida; Parameciidae. The record is from RefSeq and is a predicted model, not a curated record.
AUGAAAGGAUGGUAGAAUUAUAAAUUUAUUUGUCAAAGAGUUAAAUGCGAUGAUAGAUAAUUAGAAUAAAUUAAUAUUCUAGAAAAUAAUCCUUAUUUAGUUGACAAACAAUAAGAAGAUGAAUUCAUUUUACACAAAAUUCCUUAUAAUGAAUGCAUUUCUUUAAAUGAUUUAAUGGAUGCAAUAAAAUCAAAUUAUGUAGUUAUCUUUAAAGGAUAAGUCAUUUUAAUUAUCUAAGCUAUUAUCCAGCAUUUAUUUAAAAUGGCUGAAAAAAAAUUAAACCAUUCCUAAUUGAAUGCAAACAAUAUUUUUAUUCAAUUAAAACCAGAAUCCAAUAAAUUUACUACUUAUUAAUCAAUUAUUUAAAUUGAUAAAAUCUAUUUCGUUUAAUAUUUAAUAGUUUCUAAUCCUUAAAAUCAAGAAUUAUCAUUUACACAGGAUGGAAAAGACAUUAAAAAAAUUAUUAUUAAAUUUUUAGAAGUCUAUUAAGAUAAUAACUUUACUAAAAUAAUAGAAGAAAUAAAAAAUAUUAGAGAUAUCAAUGAUUUAAAAUAAUUUAAAUAAUUAAAUGAUCUGCUUGAUUUAUUCAUAAAUGAACAUAUUGAUAUUAAUAAUUAAAUAAUGAAAGCUAAUGAACUUGAAAAUUAUAAUAAAAUUAAUAAAUAAAGAUAUCUUUGUGAAAAAGAAUUACUUAUUUAUUUAGAAGAGGUAUUAAAACAUAAGAUUAAAUUUGAAGACAAUGUCUGCAUUGAAAAUGGAAGUUAAAUGUAAGAAUAAAGUGAUAAUCUUGAAGGAUUAGAAUAUUUAUAAUAGUAUAUUUUAUUUCAUUUUUAACCUAAUUUUGUGAAAUAAUUCUAAAAUUACUAUGGAGACAAACUCUAAAAUACUUAUUUAAUAAGGGGAAUUACUAAACAAUCAUAUAAUGAAUUUUUAACUUAAAUAGAACCAGAUAGAAUAAGAGCAAAUGCAUCUUUUGAUAGUGUCAUGAAAAUGAUUAAAAAUUGUUUUUCAAGUUAAGAUUAAAUUAAAUAGGAAAUUCUUAAAGAUUAUAAAUUUGAUGUUGAAGAUUUAUCAAAAAAGGAAAUUGUUGAAUUGCUUUAUAAAUUUUAUAUUAAGCACUCAUUAGGUUAUGAUUUGGCAAAAUUGGAAUAAUUUGAAGAAGUUAAUUCAAAAGUAUUAAAUGAUAUUCAAUAACAUUUAUAAGAACAUUAUGAUAUGGGAAGAACCUAUAAAAUCCUUGAAUUAAUAAACGAAUUAAUAUGA